AUGGGACCCAAAACCCAUCCAUCCUCGAGCGAGAAGGAGGCCCGCCCUCUUCCCAAUGCUCCUGGCGGGACGGAGAGUUUUCAUCAACAAGCAUUACACAAAGGUUCUACCACGAAGAGUCAUGCUCCAGGUCCCUCACUUGGGAACCAUCCAGCCAACAACGAUGAAACCAACGGGAAAGGAGGAAUUGCAGGGGAUCACUUGAUCCAAGAAGAUACUUCCAUCGGCGAAGACACUGUGAAGUCCGAGGGCACGGCUUCAGUUACUCAAACUGAGCAGACGCAGGGGCAGUUUCUCCGUCUCUUGUGA
Neurospora crassa OR74A is the source of this 309-nucleotide messenger RNA. RefSeq lists its product as hypothetical. NCBI's taxonomy places the organism in Eukaryota, Fungi, Ascomycota, Sordariomycetes, Sordariales, Sordariaceae. The record is from RefSeq and is a predicted model, not a curated record. Bases 1 to 309 code for a protein of 102 amino acids. The transcript has a single exon.